UGCGCACUUCUAUUUGCCGAGCGCCUCCACGUGAUCCGGACGAGUCCCUCCGAAUCGCAGUCCCUGCGGGGACGGAAUAGGUCUUCGGGAGGCGGCAUGGGCAAGAAGAAAGCGGCGGUGCUGGGCCGGGCCCUCAUCCGGGAACGCAGUCAGGGUCGAGGGGGCCGCCAGGCUGGAGCGGGAUGGCUCCACACAAGUGAAUUAAACGAUGGAUACAACUGGGGACGUCUCAACCUUCAGUCAGUCACUGAGCAGAACUCGCUGGAGGAGUUCUUGGCUACAGCUGAGCUGGCAGGGACCGAAUUUGUGGCAGAGAAACUGAAUAUUAAGAUUGUUCCUGCUGAGUCUCGGACUGGUUUGCUGACAACCGAAGAGUCCAAGAAGAUUCAAGAACUGCAUGAGCAGAACAAGCACUUCUUGUGCAUCCCAAGAAGGCCGCACUGGGACAAGCAAACCAGCCCUGAAAUGCUGAACCAAGCAGAAAGAGACCGCUUUCUGGAGUGGAGGAGGCAGCUGGCUCGACUGGAGGAAGAAGAGAAACUCCUUUUGACUCCAUUUGAACGGAAUUUGGAUUUUUGGCGUCAGCUGUGGCGAGUACUUGAACGAAGCGAUGUUGUGGUUCAGAUAGUGGAUGCCAGAAACCCCCUUCUGUUCAGAUGCCAAGAUUUGGAGCGUUACGCAAAAGAGAUCAGCCGUGAGAAGGAGAAUCUCAUUCUGCUCAACAAGGCCGACCUGCUGAGUGAAGAGCAGCGCUCUGCCUGGGUGCGCUUCUUCGAGGACGAAGGUGUCAGAGUGGUGUUUUGGUCUGCCCUGGUGGAGGGGAGGCGGCUGGCAGCUGGCUGUAAGGGGGCAGAAGCGGGGCAGCUGCUGCACCUGGAUGAUGAUGCGUGUUCCAGUGAGACGGAAGGACAGACCUCAGUCACCAACGUGGAAGCUGGAGCCGACUCUCUUUCUCAGUCUCCUGGGAGCAAAGAGCAGGAAGGCAGCGAAGAUGAACAAGAAGAAGACAGCGACGUGUAUGAGGACUGCGAGGAGGACAGUGAGGAGGAGGAACAGGCUUGGCUGACCUGCUCCGAAGAUGAGGAGAGCAGAGCCACAGCUGGGUCUUUGGGGCAAAACAGGACUGACAGCACUGAGAUCCAGAGGCCAGGACCCCUCCAGGCCCAGCCCAUCAGAAACAGCAGCCACUUGGUACAAAGAGACGAGCUCCUAGAGAUAUUUAAAGGUGUUCAUUCUGGCAAGAAGGUCCGAGAAGGCGAGGUCACCAUUGGGCUGGUGGGUUACCCCAACGUUGGAAAGAGCUCCACUAUCAACACCAUCCUGGGCAAAAAGAAGGUCUCUGUGUCAGCCACGCCGGGGCACACAAAACACUUCCAGACGCUGUACGUGGAGCCUGCCCUGUGCCUCUGUGACUGCCCUGGCCUGGUGAUGCCCUCCUUUGUCUCGACGAAGGCAGAAAUGAUUUGCAGUGGGAUCUUGCCCAUAGACCAGAUGAGGGACCACGUGCCCCCCGUCUCUCUCGUCUGCCAGCGCAUUCCACGGCCCGUCUUGGAGGCAACCUAUGGAAUCAACAUCAUCCGGCCUCGAGAGGACGAGUCGCCUGAUCGGCCGCCAACGGCAGAGGAGCUGCUGACGGCCUAUGGAUACAUGAGAGGCUUCAUGACGGAUCAUGGGCAGCCGGAUCAACCCCGCUCAGCCCGUUACAUACUGAAGGACUACGUCAGUGGCAAGCUGCUUUACUGCCACCCACCUCCUGGAAUUGACCCCACAGACUUCCAGCUCUGCCAUGAAAGAAGUGCUCCAAGCAAGGCUGCCGAGCGCAAUGCAGAAAGGCAGCCUGGCAGGACACCGAGGGCAAAGCAGAUUGAAAACGUGGUGGACUCAGCCUUCUUCCAUCAGGAGAGUGUCCGUGCCCUGACCAGAGGCAGCCAGUCUGUGACGGGGAACAGAGCAGGUGUCAGCCCAUGGAGUCUUCCAGCAUCCAACUCUGAGGAUCGCUCAGGAAAGCCCUGGAAGAAGCACGGCAACAGGAACAAGAAGGAGAAAAUCCGUCGCGUAACGAAGCACCUGGAGGCUUAACUGUGGGGGUGGACAAUGGGCGCACCCCUGGUCCUCUCCCGAUGCCAUGCCACAUGCACCAGACAGCGGUGCCAAGGGCUGGAUGCCCCAACCCCUUUGAGGCGACUUUUUCACAGGUCAUGCCAGUGCAGGGCAGAUAACAGCCUUGGGACUGCCUUUGGCUGCUGCCUCAAGGAGAAGCACUCAUGCUCUGACAUGCUUUCCUGACAAACGUGGGGUGGUGGUGGGAGAGGAACUGUUUUGCAGUCAUUUUGGCUGGUGAUCCAAGCCCAAUUCCACUGAAGCCCACAGCAGGAGGCUCUUUUCCACUUUGGAAAUAAAAUUUCUUACAUUUCCA
This is a messenger RNA of Rhineura floridana, 2416 nucleotides long. RefSeq names its product large 60S subunit nuclear export GTPase 1 (gene LSG1). Gene Ontology annotation, cellular component: cytosol. NCBI's taxonomy places the organism in Eukaryota, Metazoa, Chordata, Lepidosauria, Squamata, Rhineuridae. The transcript has 14 exons. Gene Ontology annotation, molecular function: GTP binding; GTPase activity. Bases 97 to 2079 code for a protein of 660 amino acids. Gene Ontology annotation, biological process: ribosomal subunit export from nucleus. The record is from RefSeq and is a predicted model, not a curated record.